AUGAUGGCUGCGGAACCCGUUAAACGCCAAAAGCGCGAAGCAUACAAGAAGUCUCUCGCAGCUGACGAUGGUGCUCUCCCGAAAAAGAAAUUCUUUAGGCAGCGCGCACACGCGAAUCCGUUUUCAGACCAUGCAUUAACGUAUCCUAAGAGCCCGGCAGAGAUGAAUUGGGCGAGCUUGUACCCCGCAUAUGCUGUCAAGAAGCCCGCAGAAGGAGAGAAAGAGAAGGUCGAUGAGUCACGUGCAGAAGGCCAGGUCGCGAACGAGGAAGACCAGAGGCAAGCAAGAUCUAUCACGAAGGAUGUUGAGAUCGCAGACAUAGGCUGUGGCUUUGGAGGGCUCCUCUUCGCGCUCUCUACGGCCUUCCCAGACACUCUAUCAAUCGGCAUGGAAAUUCGCAUCUCAGUGACCGAAUACGUGCAAGAGAAGAUCCGCGCUUUAAGGAGUCAAAACGCAGAAAACCAAGCCUACCAAAACAUCGCUUGUCUGCGCGCGAACACUAUGAAGUUUCUGCCCAACUUCUUCCGCAAACACCAACUUCGCGCUAUCUUCCUCUGCUUUCCGGAUCCGCACUUUAAGCAGCGCAAGCACAAAGCGCGCAUUGUCUCUAGCACGCUGUGCGCGGAAUAUGCUUUCGUGGUGAGGCCCGGUGGGUAUGUGUACACGAUUACCGAUGUGAGGGAUUUGCAUGAGUGGAUGGUGGGGCAUUUCGAGGGGCAUGCGAGUUGGGCAAGGGUUGAAGGGCAGGAGUUGGAGGAGGGUGAGGUCGGACAGUGUGUGGCGACUAUGUCAACGGAGACGGAGGAAAGUAAAAAGGUGACGAGGAAUAACGGCGAGAAGUUCGUGGCGGUAUUUAGGCGGGUGGAAGACCCGGCUUGGCCGGGAGAGGAAUCAGAGGCGUGA
Messenger RNA from Didymosphaeria variabile, 903 nucleotides. RefSeq names its product tRNA (guanine-N(7)-)-methyltransferase (tRNA(m7G46)-methyltransferase). Lineage: Eukaryota; Fungi; Ascomycota; Dothideomycetes; Pleosporales; Didymosphaeriaceae. Gene Ontology annotation, cellular component: tRNA methyltransferase complex. Bases 1 to 903 code for a protein of 300 amino acids. The record is from RefSeq and is a predicted model, not a curated record. Gene Ontology annotation, biological process: RNA (guanine-N7)-methylation; tRNA methylation. The transcript is spliced from 3 exons. Gene Ontology annotation, molecular function: tRNA (guanine(46)-N7)-methyltransferase activity.